This is a messenger RNA of Mycena citricolor, 2811 nucleotides long. The record is from the annotation of a GenBank genome assembly. Lineage: Eukaryota; Fungi; Basidiomycota; Agaricomycetes; Agaricales; Mycenaceae.
GACAACUGCCAUCAUCUUGAUUUGUUUUCCGAGACUUCCUUUCUGACCUCCGCCCUUAUGGACUACUCGGACGUAUCAGAGGACGAAGCUCCUCGCGACUCACAAACUAAUAGAAAACGCAGCAGCAGGGCUUGUGAUCAGUGCCGAAAAACGAAGAGUAAAUGCGAACGAGUUGGGAACGAGAACUGCAAGGGCUGCCAUCUCGCCAAUACAGUAUGCACAUUUCUAGGGCCGUCUUAUAAGCGAGGCCCCCCGAAGGGAUACAUCCAUGCCAUUGAAUCACGGUGGCAUCAAGUCGAAUCAUUGCUCGGGGCACUGCUCUUAUGCAAUAAUCCGCAAGUUCGGGGGAUCGUCCGAGAGAUGAGAAAUGAUGAACUGGCACGGGAAAUACUGGAUCGUGUGGAUGCAGGGCCCUAUGGUCCAUCAGGGCGACUUGAUCAGCCAGGAGGGGCCACGAAGGAGGACUUCUUUGCUUCCAUUCUGCGGAGUAACGCUCCCAAUGCCGAAAAUUCGCGCUCCCGGAGACAGUCCAGAGUUUCGAGGGAGAAGGUUUCGUCAGUGCAAAAUGUGGGGAUAUCAGUCGUGCCUACAAAGGAAUGGCAGGAUAAUCUGUCGCAUCGGUUGGCGUCGGCUGCGUCAGGAUCCCGGAGCCCCUCAUUUGAUCUGUCGGGUGUGCCGUUCACGCAGAGACGACGACUAGACGAUAUGCCUGGCGGGACGGUGCCUACCCCACCGGAAUGGAAGGAUAUGUACACAUUCGAAACCCAUGAUCAUCGCGAGGAGGAAGCGGUCGAGGGCAUGUGCGCCCUGUCACUCGAUGAACAUCAAGAGGUCCGUUUCCACGGCCAGACCAGCGGAUUGCAUCUGCUGGGGAGAAGCAGCCGCACCGAUGAUCGGCAAGAAGGAGGCUUGUGGAAACUGCCCAUGGCUCGUAUCUGGCCUCCUGUCAAGGACCCUGCGGCACAGCUCAUCUCAGAGGAGGAAAUGCACAACGAACUCCCGCCACUUCACAUUCAAGACCAUCUCCUCCAGCUAUACUUCACGUACAUUCACCCCGUCUUCCCAUUAAUCCACAAGCGCCGAUUCUUGAUGGAGUACAAUGCAAGACAGACAAGUUCCGUCCAUAGCCCGGCUAGCUCAGAUUCAAGACUGCAACCUGAGCCAGCGCAAAAAUGCUCGCCGCUGCUCCUAUUGGCCAUUUUCGCCCUUGCCGCCCGUUUUUCAGACCAGGACACGCCUCCCCCAGCCAAAGGCAAGAUGUGGGAGGCGGGAAGUUCGUACUUUUCUGCAGCAAAGGCACUCUUGGCGAAAGUGCUGCAUCGAUCACGACCUUCGACAUGCCAAACGUUAUUGCUGUUAGGAUAUCGAGAGUUUGGAAUCGGAAGUAUGGAGCAGGGUUGGAUCUACAUCGGGAUGGCCAUUCGGAUGGCCAAUGAUCUCGGUCUCAAUUGCAAUCUUAGCGAGUGGCGGAAUCACAGCUCGACGACCAAAUUGUUUGGGCCGGAAGAAACGCAAACCCGUCGCCAGAUCUGGUGGACUUGCCUUGUCUGCGAUCGAUACGGGAGCAUGUAUCUCGGGCGGCCGAUAGCCAUCCACGACGAUGACUUCGACACCCCCCUUCCCGAGGACGAACCAGAUCAACCGUGGGAAACACUGACUCCGAACUUUGUCGGCAGUGCCAAUUAUCCUGGCAUCACGAUGUCAGCUUUCCGUGAGUCAGGGAAACUGUCUCUGAUUCUCGGUGGCGUGAUUACCAAGAUCUAUCCGGUUCGUUUCUUGCCGCUGGCCAAUCGACAAGCGAGUCUCGCACAGCUUGAGAGCCGGCUCGAUCAGUGGUACCUCGCGCUGCCUGAUGUGCUUCGCUACGAUGCUUCGAGCAAACGUGUCACACCGUCGCCUCCUCUCUUGCUUCUGCACAUCAGAUACUGGGGCACUGUACUUCUUCUCCAUCGCGCCUUCAUCCCGAACUGGAAAGGGUCCGAGUCCACUUCAUCACAUUCGACGGCGGAACUCAAGGCCUUUGAUCUGGCACAGGGUGCUGCCAGCCAAAUCAGUUCGCUAGUCACGGCUUAUCGGGAGACGUACUCGUUGAAACGAUGUUCGCCGUUUUUGACAUCGUAUAUCUUGAAUGCCGGCAUCAUGCACAUCUCGACCUUGACACUUCGGCCCUCCAAUCCGCAAGCAACACUGGGCUUCCAACAAUGCCUGUCAGCAGCCAAGGAACUAGAGACCAUCUGGCCCAGUGCGGCGCGCGCGUUUGAUCUUCUCAACGGAGUCAAGCUGGGCAACCUCAACACGCUUCCCCCGUUGCGGAACCAGGAACGAAACAAACGGCAUGCAGAAGAUGCAUUUGGCCCAGAUCGUGCUCCAGACUAUCCCGUCAGGACUGACUCGGACCUGGGUCAACAGGAAGGAGUGCAGGACAUGGCCAACAAACUGAUGGCUCACAUGCUGGGCCUGGAUAUCCCCGGUGUCGAGCCUUCGACGUCGUUCUAUUCUGGAUGCGACUGGUGGUCCCGCAAUCCAGAAACAGGACAGCAGCAGACGCAGAACUGGCCAUCCCCCACCGGGCCGUCGAUGUUCAAUCCGUUGACCAUGCCUGGGCAGACCCAGGCUCAGUCUCAGCGCCAGUGGAAUGAACCAGCAAGAGAGGGUCGGCACUACAACAGCGAAGGCUAUUCGUACGACCACUACGGGGUCUAGUCACACACUGUAAUUGUUCCCAUGUAUAUAGAGCCCAUCAAGUCAUAGAGAUGAUAGAAAUGAUUCGGCUGUAACAGUCUUGUACUUUGUCUCCAUCCAUCAGAAGCA